Molecule: messenger RNA, 2211 nt
Organism: Lithohypha guttulata
Lineage: Eukaryota; Fungi; Ascomycota; Eurotiomycetes; Chaetothyriales; Trichomeriaceae
Gene: TAF5
Product: Transcription initiation factor TFIID subunit 5
Exons: 2
Coding region: 1-2211 (736 amino acids)
Biological process (GO): transcription initiation at RNA polymerase II promoter
Cellular component (GO): transcription factor TFIID complex
Molecular function (GO): protein binding; RNA polymerase II general transcription initiation factor activity
Source: RefSeq, a predicted model, not a curated record
AUGUCGACGAACAUACCUCCUGCCAGCCCUGCAGGGACAAGGAGUGCGAGCACAGGACCAAAUGGCCCACUGCCAACACCAACGACAGCAGCAGUGGUCAAUGGUGUUGGACCCGUCGCUGGCACAUCUAACACGACGGCCAGUACAACAAGUACAAACCCUCCAUUGACGCAGCAAAAUCUCAACCAAAUUGUGAUAGACUAUCUCAACAAAAAAGGUUAUACCAGAGCAGAAGCCGUUCUUCGAGCAGAGUCCUCGAAUCAGGCAAUACCUGCCGAUGCGGAACCGCGACCAAAAGAUACUGGUCCUCCAAAAUAUCUGGAAGCAUAUGCUCGCCUAGAUCAGUGGACUAGAGAUGCAUUGGAGCUUUACAAACCAGAAGUGCAAAAAUUAUUAUGGCCAUUCUUCGUCUACUUUUUCCUUAAUCUAGUCGACCAAUUCUAUACCAAAGAGGCUCGUGCAUUCUGGAACAAGUAUCAAGAACAAUUCAAGUCAGUUCACGAACAUGAUCUACGCAGACUUGAGCACACAUUACUUCCUGAGCAUCAGGAAGACAGCAGUAUUGCAAGGAUAUACAAACAGAAUCGAUAUCGGUUACCGAUCACGCAUGCCAGUUUUCAAUAUCUCAUGCAAUUCCUGGAAAGUCUGCAGACAUCAUGGUACAAACUAUUCAUCCAAGUCAUCGAGAAACACAUGGAUAUUCGACAGAUGGCUCGAGCAGCGGAUGAUAAAUUCUCGUUUGAAGCCAUCCUACGUCGUGAUCAAGAAGACCAAGUAGUCGAGGAUGAAGGUAUACCCGGUCACAAAGCUGGAAGUGCUAUCAUCUCGACGGACCCUAAGGAGGGUAAUAGUCUGGCUAAUCUGAAGCUUGGUAAAUUACCUAUGGAACCAGAACUGGAAGAAGAUCUAAGAGGGGACCUGAAAGAACUCGAUCUUCAAGAUCCAGCAGCUGAACCUUCACUUCUUGACAUCCACGGGAAAGUCAACAUCAAGCAGGAGGAUGAAGACGAAGGACCAAACCGAACCGAAAUCCCUUACCCAAUCUCCACGGCUCGAGAUGUAGCCAUGGAAGUGCAGAAAAUCCGGGAAAAUCGAGAUCGUCUCAAACUUGAAGGUAGAACUGGUGGAGUUGGACCUGGUCUAAGUUGUGUCAUGUACACCUUUCACAACACCAAAGACCAUAUCACAUGCCUCGAAUUUUCUGGCGACAAUAGUCUUGUUGCAGCAGGUACCGACAUGUCAUAUAUCAGAAUAUGGUCAAUGGAAGGAACUCAAAUUGGUGUUGAUGGUACAGGUAAGCCUGUGAACUCAAAACGCUUAAUUGGCCAUGCAGGACCUGUCUAUGGCCUAUCUUUCGCACCUUCAACCGUACAACCACCACAUCAGCAAGCUGAGACAAGACCACAAUGGUUACUGUCUUCAUCCGCAGAUGGCACUAUUCGCCUAUGGAACUUGACUAUGUGGCAAUGCAUGGUCGUUUACAGAGGUCAUGUCGGACCAGUCUGGGAUGUCAAAUUCUCUCCCUUGGGUACUUAUUUUGUGUCUUCAGGUAUGGACAAGACCGCUCGACUUUGGAUCACAAGCAAAGUCUCGCCUCGAAGAUUCUUCGUUGGUCACGAUGAGGAUGUUGAUGUUGUCGCAUGGCAUCCUAAUACAGCCUACGUCUUCACUGCUAGCUGCGACAAAACUGUGCGCAUGUGGUCAGUCGCAAGUGGCCAAGCUGUACGAAUGUUCACAGGUCAUACUUCACCAAUCACUGCUCUAGCUUGCAGUAGAAAUGGUAAAUUACUGGCCAGUGCUGAUGAAGGGGGCAAUAUCUUACUGUGGGAUCUGGGGCCUGGAAAACUACUCAAACAACUAAGAGGACACAGCAAAGGUGGUAUCUGGUCUCUAUCCUGGAGCGUUGAGUCUACUGUCCUUGUAUCCGGAGGAGCUGAUCAAACGGUUAGAGUAUGGGAUGUCAAUCUACCUGCCAAGGAGGGUUCCGUGGCUAAACCAGGUGAUGGAGCGAAGCCAGACGGCACCACUACUAGUAACGCUGUGACAGUAUCGACAGCGAACACGAAGAAGAAAGGAAAAGGUCCUUCUGUAUCGGCCGAUCAGAUCUCAGCCUUUCUUACGAAGAAGACACCUGUAAAGUAUGUGGGCAUGACUAACAUGAAUUUGAUAAUAGCUGGAGGGUCCUUCUUGCCAGAGAACUAUGUCUCAUGA